Molecule: messenger RNA, 2479 nt
Organism: Eruca vesicaria subsp. sativa (arugula)
Lineage: Eukaryota; Viridiplantae; Streptophyta; Magnoliopsida; Brassicales; Brassicaceae
Source: the annotation of a GenBank genome assembly
AACUUCCAUUGAACUAUUGCAGAAAGCUCAGCUCAAAUCCCCUUCUCUCUCUCUCUUUCUCACUAUAGAGUAUUUAUUAUAAAGUAAUAAUGAGAGUAUAUACAGAUACUAUUCUUAUCUAAACUAGUUUCAUAUACAUCUUCUCUGUUCAGCUCUUUAUUAUCAUCUGAACAAGAUGAUGAUGAUAUAAGAAGAAGAAACCCAACCUCACCUAUAUAUUAAAAAAAAAGGAGAGAGAGAUAUUUAUUGAUAGAUCUAUUAUACUAUUUAUUACUUUUAUAUUUUAUUUUCAUUUGAGAUUUAUUUUUCUCUCUUGAUUGGGAGGAGAAGAGAUGAACAAUCUGAUGAGUUAUCUAGAACCAGAUUACUCUGAGUUUGUUGAAGUUGAUCCUACUGGAAGAUAUGGAAGAUAUAAUGAAGUUCUGGGUAAAGGAGCUUCAAAGACUGUUUACAGAGCAUUUGAUGAGUAUGAAGGCAUAGAAGUAGCAUGGAACCAAGUUAAGCUCUACGAUUUUUUACAGAGCCCUGAAGAUCUUGAGAGGCUUUACUGUGAGAUUCAUCUACUCAAGACACUUAAACACAAGAACAUCAUGAAGUUCUACACUUCUUGGGUUGAUACUGCGAACAGAAACAUCAAUUUCGUUACUGAAAUGUUCACCUCUGGCACCUUAAGACAGUAUAGACUGAGGCAUAAGAGAGUCAACAUAAGAGCUGUUAAGCAUUGGUGUAGACAAAUCUUGAGAGGGUUACAUUAUCUACACAGCCAUGACCCUCCUGUAAUCCACAGAGAUCUCAAAUGUGACAACAUUUUCGUUAAUGGCAACCAAGGAGAGGUCAAGAUUGGAGAUCUUGGCCUCGCUGCCAUUUUAAGAAAGUCCCACGCUGCUCAUUGCGUAGGGACGCCUGAGUUCAUGGCUCCUGAAGUAUACGAAGAAGCUUAUAACGAACUAGUUGAUAUAUACUCGUUUGGUAUGUGCAUUUUGGAGAUGGUUACGUUUGAUUACCCUUACAGUGAGUGUACUCACCCUGCUCAGAUCUACAAGAAAGUUAUGUCGGGGAAGAAACCAGAUGCAUUGUACAAGGUGAAAGACCCUGAAGUUAAAUACUUCAUAGAGAAGUGUUUGGCUACUGUUUCACUUAGAGUCUCUGCUCGUGAGUUACUAGAUGACCCUUUUCUACGAAUAGAUGAUGGUGAGUUUGAUUUGAGAUCAGUUGAUAUGGAUGUGCCAUUAGUUAGGCAGCAGCCUCAUCAUCUUGCUGACUACUACAACAACUAUCCAUCAAAUAGUAGCUCCAUGAACCGUCAGUAUUCAAAUGGCUAUGACAGCCACCAUGAGUAUCAGAACAGAUGGGCUUAUAAUCCAGCUGAGACAGAGGAGACUCAUGGAAUAGAGCUCUUUGAGUGUCGCAACGAAAAUGAUCAAGAAGAAGACAAGAGCUCUGGUAAUGUUGAUAUAACUAUUAAAGGCAAGAGAAGAGAUGAUGGUGGCUUGUUCUUGCGUCUUAGGAUCACUGACAAAGAAGGGCGUGUCCGGAACAUUUACUUCCCAUUUGACAUCGAGACAGAUACAGCACUGAGCGUUGCAACAGAGAUGGUAGCUGAGCUGGAUAUGGACGAUCACGGAGUCACAAAGAUAGCCAACAUGAUAGACGGUGAGAUAUCUAGACUUGUGCCUAGUUGGAGACCAGGCCCUGAGUUUGAAGAGUCUCUCGCGGCUGCUGCAGCCGCUGCAAACGCAAACAUUUGCAGCAACUGCGUAUCGAACCGCACUUCAAUGGGGUCCGUGAUGGAUUUCCUGAGGACAAACCCUGGAGCAAACGUUGCACAGUGUUGCAGAAACGGGUGUGGUGAGACUCAUGGUCGGUUUGAAGAGAUUACGAUAAGAGAAACCGAGGUUCGUCUUAGAGAGAUAUGGAAGCUGCAGCAACAGCAGGAGAGUAGAGAGCUUAGCUCGAUAGAUUCUGGUCAAAACCAUUCAGAAGAAGAAGAGGAAGAAGAAGUAUAUGAAAACCCUGAAAUCACGUUUCCUUGUGAAGCAAGUAAUACGUUAAACCAUCUAUCAGGCUCUGGAUCGUUCUCGUUUCUGCCGUCUUUAUACUGCGAUGAGCAGGUAGCUGAGAAAAGCGAACAUCAGGUUCAACAAGAGUUAAGAUGGCUUAAAGCCAAGUGUCAAAUCGAGGUCAGAGAGAUGCAGGAUGAGCAGUUAAAAUCUAGGUGGAGGCCGGAAGGAGAUGAAAAUAAUGAGAAAGAGAAGAUGUUUGGAGAAAGAUUACUACCAAAAUGUCUUAAAAGAACAACUUCACUUCCUGUUGAUGCCAUUGAACCUUGAUUACGUUGUGUUUUGCCUCUCUAUACAUAUUGUUUCGUAUUAGUGUAACCACAUGAGCAUACUUAAGAGAGCCUCGUUAAUUCUUUUGAGGUUAUUCUCGCAAUAAUAUACCAUUUCUGUCCACUCAAGAAUUUAGUUUGUGAAAACUU